This is a messenger RNA of Mangifera indica (mango), 2409 nucleotides long. RefSeq names its product polyamine-modulated factor 1-binding protein 1-like. NCBI's taxonomy places the organism in Eukaryota, Viridiplantae, Streptophyta, Magnoliopsida, Sapindales, Anacardiaceae. The transcript is spliced from 18 exons. The record is from RefSeq and is a predicted model, not a curated record. Bases 143 to 2122 code for a protein of 659 amino acids.
UAUCGAUUUUUUCUCAUAAAUUUUUAAAAUGCUAAUCAUCACAGCAGCUCAUGAAUUGAUUUCCAUUUUCGUUUUUAUAAGCAAACAGAUGAGCAAGAACAAGAACAGAAACAAAAUUAACAUUUAAUAUCUAUUUUCUGAAAUGUCUUGGCUAAAAAUCGCGGUGAAUAGAGCCGUCAUAGCCGGCGGAAACGGAAACAUCAGACGCAACGUUUGGAGCGUUGCCGAUGCCGUGGUUCAACAAGCUGGAAAUGCCGUCACUGGAGGCGCCAAACUUAUCCAGGACCGCAUUGCCUCUAGGAGUUUGAAAAGCUUUAGACAGACGGUGAAAAGACUGGAAGAAGUUUCGGUGUCGUGUAAAGGAAUAGAGAGAGUUCAGAUGUUAAGAAGAUGGUUGGUUGCCUUAAAAGAAAUCGACAGAUUAACCGCAUUUGGUCUUUCCAAAGAUUCCAAAGACCAGCUCAAUUCUGAUGAGGCCAUAGAUUCUUCUCGGAAACCUACUUUGGUUUAUUAUGCGGACCCUGAUAUGGAUUGUGAGCCGAGGAAUUUUCGUGAUGUUUUCCUUUACAGUCAAGCUCUUGAAGGCAUAAUAAUGUCUAUGAUUCUUGAAGAACCAGCUGAGGAGGAGGUUUCACUAUUAUUGGAGAUAUUUGGGCUUUGUCUUGCAGGAGGAAAGGAAGUUCACAAUGCAGUAAUGAGUAGCAUAUGGGAUCUAGCAACAGCAUUCUCAAAGUACAAGGAUGAAGUUCUGGUAAAACGAGAAGAGUUACUCCGAUAUGCUCAAGGUGCAAUUGCAGGCCUGAAGAUCAAUGCUGAUCUAUCAAGAAUAGAUGCUGAAGCAUCCAGUAUAAAGGAAAAACUUGAUAAAAUAAAGCCAAUUCAGCAACAAUCGAAUGAAGGUGAUGAUAAAUUAUCAGAAGAGGAUCUAAAAGAAGCUCUUGGGCAAAUUCAACUGUGUUCCAAGUUGGAAGAACUAUUGGUAAAGAAGAAGUCUUUGAGCAAUGGGGAUUCUCCAGAAUUUCAUGCUGAAAAGGUUCAUAAGUUAAAAAUAUUUGUGGAAUCACUUGCUAACUCAACUUCACAAGCUGAAAGGCGCAUUUUAGACCACAGAUCUCAGAAAGAAGAAGCAGUUAACUUCCGUUUGGCAAAAGCCAAAGAAAUUGGCCAACUUGAGAAAGAGUUAGCCGUGGAGAUUCAAGAGUUUGAGAAGAAAAAGGAUGAACUGGAAAGUGAAUUGAAAAAGGUCUGCACCUCAUUGGCUGUUUCUCGUGCUCGCCUUCGAAAUGCCAGGGAAGAACGAGAGCAGUUUGAUAAUGCUAGCAAUGAGAUAUUAAUGCACUUGAAGUCAAAGGAAGAUGAGCUUUCAAGAUCAAGUUCUUCAUGUAAAAAAGAGGCAAAUGUGGUCGAUACAUGGAUUAACUUUCUGGAAGACACCUGGAAUCUCCAGACAGCCCAAAAUGAUAUGAAGGAGAAGCAGGUUAAUGAUGACUUGGUGAAAUGUGGAGACCGUUUUGUGAGUCUGGUUAUUCGUCUUCUCUCUGCUUACAAGGAACAACUUGCACUCUCAAUCACAAAUAUCCAUAAACUUGUUGAGAAAUUGCGAUUAAAUGAAGGGUCAGAGAUAGCACUGAGCAGAGACAAGGAAAGUCCAAAAAAAAUAAUUACAAGGAAAUCUCUUGAAGAGGAAUAUUUGAAUCUAGAAGGAAAGUUUAUAAAAACCUUAAGCAUAGUGGAUGCAAUGCAGAAGCAGUUUUUCAUGCCGAAUGAAGACGUUUACAGGAAAGAGAUUGAAAGGGUCAAAGAGCUAUUUGAUGCUCUUGCAAAAAUAAAAGAGGAAUAUGAAUCCAUUGAGAGACCAAAUUUGAGAGUUGAGACUCCAACUGGAAGACCACAAUCGCCGUUGUGUGAUAAAAAUUCAUCUCCUUCCUCUAGCCAAUUUUCUGAAACACAGAAGAACAAACAAGAGAAAAUCUCAAAUAAGAAAGAUAAAGUGUCGGAUGUGACUGCAGAACUGGAGAGAUUAGAUUCAGGUUCUGGGAGGAGUAGCAGAGACGACAACUCAGACGAGAUUAUCGAAUGGGAGUUCGAUGCACUUGACAAAGAUCUACACAUCAGUGGUUGACCAACCACGACAGCUACUUAAGUACAGAUAUCUCUUUGUUAUCUAACUUUAUAGCAGGGUGAUACAGAAACACAGAUUUCUCCUUACCAGAUGAGUAACAGGCCUUUAUAGUACCAGAAAUCUAAUCACUUACUAUCGAGUCCAAGUUAACGGAAAAUUUGCAGUGGAACUGGACACUCAGUAGAUUUAUUUGAUGCGUAAAUGUUCGAAAAUCUGACGACCAAAUGUAGAUAACUCAAUGUUAUGUGUAUUCAUGUCUUAUUAAUCCAGCUGGGUUUUCAUUUUCA